AUGAAGCAAGCAGUCCGAUAUACAGAAUAUAUCCGAGAGCUCGAAACUGACCUUGAAAAGCUAGACCAAGACAUGAAAGAGCAGGUCUACGGGAACUAUUCCACCUUUAUAGACACCUUUAACGAGCUCAAUAAUCUGCAAUCUCUAUCAGUCUCUUGCUAUAGAAACUUCCUUGGAGUGGCGCUGCAAGCGCAGGCCACUCCAUACGGAAUUCAUGGGUUGAUCGAACCAACGCACAGUUUUGGUUUGACCAACUCCUAUAUUGGUUAAAUCAACACAGGAAUUCCACAUGGAGUGGCCUGCGCUUGCAGCGCCACUCCAAGAAAAGAAGUAUAUUCCCCAACUCUUGAUACAAUUAAUAGUGCAUUGGUAGAGCUCUUAAAGCCAGCUCAAAUAGAAAAAAUAAGCACGAAUGGGAGCAUUGUGAAAGGCAGCAUCGAAUGGUGGCAGGAGCUGCCUGACGAAAUUGACACCCUUUUAAAUGACGAAAAAUACGAGGAAUGCAUCAAUUUGAUAGAAGAAGCUGGGAAGGUAAAAGUAACCCCAGAAAGCAUCAGCUUAAAGCAUGAAUUUAAUUUAUUUGUGCUGAGAGUCAUAGAGACUAUUGCAAAAGAACUGCAGAAGGUACAAAAUACCACCCCAAGCUUGUAUAUUGGAUACCUUAAAAGACUUGAUGCCUUGCCUGCAGCUGAAGAUGCAUAUUUUUUAGGGAAGGCUUAUCAGCUUAAACAAUAUAUCACAAGGCUAGCAGCAGCUGAUAACCCAUUAGAUGGAUUGUCAAAGCAAGGACAAAUUUUUGUGUCAAUAUUAAGGGCUACUAUAAAAGAAAGCCAAGACCUAGGUUUAAGCUCUUCUAAAUUGUAUGCGUGGAUGUGUGACCAAAUAAACGAAAUUGCUUGGGAUAUUGGCGAACAGUUUUAUUUGAUUGAAAAUAUCCAAGACCUAGCGAAUAUCUUACAAAGUAUUCUUAAGUCCUGUGACAGUUUGGACCAGACUGGGCUCCACAUGUCUCCACAAAUACAAAAAGCCUUACUCCCAGCUACACAAAAAAGAAUCCAGGAAAUUUAUGCCAAUGAAGAGCUGAGAAUUGAGACAGAGGUAAACAAUGAACUCUGGAAGCCAAAAAUUAUACAGGCUGAGCAAGACCAAAACAUAGGGAUUUUCAGACUGACUUCAAGCUGUUUAGCGUUAUAUCAAGAAAUAAAUAAAAUAAUCCAAGAAGCUGCCUUGUUUUUAGACGAGCACUUAAUGUGGUCUUCAUCUUUAUGUCCAGUCUUCGUCAAAACGAUUUCUUUUUUAUUCGAAAAAUACGUAGGAAAUGAAAAAUUUGACGAUAAAAAAGACUUCAAAAUUGUCCAAGUCAUCGCUUGUAAUUUAUGAAAUAUUGCAAGCUUAAUCCCAAGCUUGGCGAGAAAAAUGGCUAUAGCUUUAAAAGUCCCAAAAUUAGAAUUAAAUGAAAUUUUGGUGAUUGAGGGAAUUGCAAAUUCAAGGGCGCUCGAUGUUUUGAUGUCUUAUUCAGCUAGUAAAUGGAUAAAUGAAAUUCCGAAUUAUUUUUUUUUAUAUAGAAUUGGUUAUUAUUAAUUGCAAAAUAAGAGUCUAUUAAAUAGAAAAUGGUAAUUAAAUCAUGAUAUUAAUAAUGUAAUAUAUAUAAAAAAGAUAUAUUUAACUACCCUACAAAGCAUUGCAAAGCUUCAGACCUCAGACGAAUUAAAGCAAGCUUAUAAUGUUAAGCACCUCCAAGCUAUCAAAGAAGGUGUAGAGUCUGUUGCUAGCGCAACAGACAGAAACUCAGCCAGAAUGAAGCAAUUUAUUGAAGCAGUCGCGAGUACUUAUGUAAAAGCUUUAGAAGAUUUAUUGAACCAAAAUGGAGGGAACUUUGAGAUCCAAGAAAUAGUGCCUGGAGGAUUUCAGCAGCUAAUUGCAGAUUUGCAUAUGAUCAAUAUAAUCGCUAAAAAUUAUGAAGGGGUAACUAAUAUUAGAGAGGUUGCCAAAGGACUGGUGACGAAAUAUUCAGGGAUUAAGCAUUAUGAUGAAGACAUGCUUAUGUUCCCUGAAGAAGCUUAUGAAGCUAUGUUUAAGGUUUUAUCAUUAAUUUAA
Molecule: messenger RNA, 2097 nt
Organism: Blepharisma stoltei
Lineage: Eukaryota; Ciliophora; Heterotrichea; Heterotrichida; Blepharismidae
Source: the annotation of a GenBank genome assembly